AUGGUGAACACGAACGGAUACUGCCCUGGCCCGUUCCUCCAGGAGAGCCUUUUCCCAGUUAAAGGGGGAUUUACCGAUGGACGAUUCUGCGAACCUAUUGCCGGAAUAGGUCCCAAUGGGACCACCGUAUCAUGCUGUAUACCCUGUCCACUAGCCGACUGGCGAUAUGCCGAUAAUACCGCAAAUCGAGUCAGUAUCGCUAGUUGGAUCAGUGUCGCCAUUCUCCCUCUUUGCGUCUUCCUCCUCGUCUCCUACGCCGUUCUCCCUGUCAAAUGGACCAACCGUCACUACUUGAGUAUCUGCUUUACACUGGGUAUCUGCUGCAUGGAGAUCGCAUUCAUUAUCCCCCUUGGAGCCAGACCCAAGCAAUGCUAUAAUGCCAUCACGCCUAAUGAUAUGUACACCGACCUCUCUUGCGCCUUCUCCGGCGCUUUGCUCCUCUUCGGCGGAUGGCUCGUCGUGAUUUGGAGUUUCAUUCGAACCCUCGCCUUCCACCUGCAAGUGUGUUGGGAGUUCGUGCUGGGCCCCAAGUUCAUGUGGGGAGCAUUCCUGGCCGGCUUUGGUAUCCCCAUAGUUGGAAUGACUGUGAUGCUGAUUCUCACGGGCGUGUCUUUCCGCUUCGGUGAAAUGUGCCAUAUCAACAUCAAACAUGGCUCCCAGGACUACUGGUACCCGCUCAUCUCCUUUGCGGCUGCAGCCCUAGUACUUCAGCUGGCCACCAUGGCCUACUGCAUGCACAUCUACCUGCGUUCACUAUUCGACAAAUCCGCCUCGACCACCGACAACUCCUCCGGUCUGCCCAGUUACACCAGCAGCGUGCGUACUGUCACCGCACGACAGGCCUACCGCCGUGUGCGCCGCGUCCUCCAACUCCAAUGGCGCGGCGUCGCUCUCGUCCUCAUUAUUAUCGGAAACGUCAUCUUCUUCGCCGUCGUCUUCAUCAACCUCGACAGAGACACCAACCCCACCGAGGCCAAUCUGGCCAAAGCUUCCAAAUGGCUGGCCUGCCUCGCCCUCGGCGGUGGCAAGCAAGAUUGCAAAAAAUACGCGUCAGCACUGGGGCCCAACGAAGCCACCCUCCUAGCAGUAGUCUAUCUACUCUCUCUCGUGGGAUUCUGGAACUUCAUCCUCUUCGCACGACCAUCCAUGUUCGCCGGAUGGCUCGAUGUCUGUCGACGCGGAUUCUCCUCACCUCGCGAGUUUGUCUCUGCAGACGCCCACCGCAACCUCGACAACAAGGGCUUCGAGAUGCUCACUACUUCCGCUGGAGGAAAAACUCCCGAGCCCUAUAACUACAACAUGCGCUCGCCCAGCCCAAGCCGGAUGAUGCGUUCAGCUAGUCCACGCCAGAUGAUGCGCUCGCCCAGCCCAACAAAUACCUUCAGCGGCCGCCGCAGCCCGAUGGCUGCUAGCCCGACCUCUGACCGCAAUGUGCACUUCGGACACCAGGAGGCGCGGUAUACGCGUCCGUCGAUGAGCUUCAGUGGGCCAAGACCGCCUACUUCGCCGGGGCAUGACUGGGAUCCGGCUGCAACCUUUGCACGGGGUCAUGCAUGA
This is a messenger RNA of Penicillium cataractarum, 1557 nucleotides long. It is a transcript of the gene gprM, whose product is annotated as protein gprM. NCBI's taxonomy places the organism in Eukaryota, Fungi, Ascomycota, Eurotiomycetes, Eurotiales, Aspergillaceae. The transcript is spliced from 4 exons. The coding region runs from base 1 to 1557 and encodes 518 amino acids. The record is from RefSeq and is a predicted model, not a curated record.